AUGACCGGGCUUCCGACCCCAAGGACUCGACUGAGCGCAAUGUCCAUCCCCAUCCCCAUUUAUGCGCCCGUCUGUAGGCCUUGGCUUGAUCUGCUUGCCCUGUCCGACUGUCCCACAUUUCGUCUUCCCAAUCGUCAGGCCACCUCGAGCCAUUCAGUCGAGCCGCUUGUACCGGCGCCUCUGCCCGCCGUCUGGCCACCAAAUGACUCAGUUUCAUGCGACCACUUCGUCAAGGUUAGUGGCCAUACAUGA
Messenger RNA from Protopolystoma xenopodis, 252 nucleotides. NCBI's taxonomy places the organism in Eukaryota, Metazoa, Platyhelminthes, Monogenea, Polystomatidea, Polystomatidae. The record is from the annotation of a GenBank genome assembly.